This is a messenger RNA of Malassezia sympodialis ATCC 42132, 2217 nucleotides long. RefSeq lists its product as uncharacterized. Lineage: Eukaryota; Fungi; Basidiomycota; Malasseziomycetes; Malasseziales; Malasseziaceae. Gene Ontology annotation, biological process: DNA replication; DNA repair. Gene Ontology annotation, cellular component: nucleus; DNA replication factor C complex. The record is from RefSeq and is a predicted model, not a curated record. The transcript has 4 exons. Bases 1 to 2217 code for a protein of 738 amino acids. Gene Ontology annotation, molecular function: DNA binding; DNA clamp loader activity; ATP hydrolysis activity.
AUGAGCGGCCCCAGCACGCGCGCGAACGACGGAGCGGAGCCGAGCGCGAAGCGCGUCAAGGUCGAGGGCAAGGGUGUGCCGCCAUGGAAAGCGGCCGCUGAGCGCCGGGCGGCGGGUCCGGCGGCGCCUGGCAGCAAGCCGAUCCCUGAGGGCCGGCCGAACUGCCUUGCGGGCCUCACGCUCGUGUUUACGGGCGAGCUGUCGAGUCUUGGGCGCGACGAUGCGGUGGAUCUCGCCAAGCGAUAUGGAGCGUACGUGGCGAUACUAACAUGCAGCAAGGUCACGACGGCGCCCUCGUCCAAGACCUCUUUCGUCGUGGUCGGUGAAGGCGCGGGGGCCAAGAAGCUCGAGACCAUCCAGAAGAACCGAUUAAAGACACUUGAUGAAGACGGGUUCCUUCAGCUGAUCGCUGAGCGCGGCGCACAGAAACUCGACGAGCGUGUCAAGGACAAACUCGCCGCCGAGGAGAAAAAGGUCCAGGCGGCUGCGCGCGCGCUCGAGACGUCCAGCGCGCCUGGCCAGCUGUGGACGUCCAAGUACGCGCCGAAGCAGCUCAAGGAGCUCGUUGGGAACAAGUCCAACGUCGAAAAGCUGCAGGCCUGGCUGCGCGACUGGCCCAAGUCGCUGCAGGCCAAUUUUAAGAAGCCGGGGCCGCAUGCGACCAACACGUUCCGCGCGAUGCUGAUUUCCGGCGCGCCGGGCAUUGGCAAGACGACGGCGGUACAUCUGGUGUGCAAGCUUGAGGGAUACGAGGUGCUGGAGCUGAAUGCGAGCGAUACACGGAGCAAGAGGCUGCUCGAGAGCGAGCUGAGCCAGACCAUCCACAACCGCUCGAUCGGCGACUGGGCCAAGCCCGGCACGGCGAAACUGGGGCGCCUCGCGAUCGUACUCGAUGAAGUCGAUGGUAUGUCAGGCGGCGACCGUGGCGGCAUUGGCGCGAUCAACGCGCUGAUCCGCAAGACGCAGGUGCCCAUCAUCUGCAUCUGCAACGACCGGCGCAACCCCAAGAUGCAGCCACUGUACUCGACGACAUUCAACAUGACCUUUGCGAAGCCGACGGUCCAGGCCAUUCGCUCGCGCAUGCUGUCGAUUGCGUUUCGCGAGGGCCUCCAGAUCCCUGCCGAGGUCAUGGACCAGCUCAUCGCGGCCGCCCAAAGCGACCUGCGUCUCGUGACCAACAUGCUGUCGACGUGGAAGCUGUCGCACAAGCGCAUGUCGUUUGAUGAAGGCAAGAAGUUUGGCGCCGCGAACCAAAAGCCCACGCUGCAAACACCCUUCUCGCUGUACGGCGAGCUGGCGAGUCCCCAGCGCUUUGGACCGCUCAAUAAGCAGUCGCUCAACGACAAGCUGGAUUACUACUUUCAGGACCAUGCAUUCGUGCCCCUGAUGGUCGCUGAGAACUACAUCAAGAGCCAGCCCGUGCUUGCGCAGCGGGAGUCGGUGCCGGCCCUCAAGGAGUGGAAGCAGCUGCAGCUCCUGCGCAAUGCGUCCGAGUCGAUCUCGGAUGGCGACCUGGUGGACACGCUCAUGCAUGGACCGCAGCAGCACUGGUCGCUCAUGCCACUGCACGGCAUUGCGAGCAGUGUGCGCCCCUGCUCGUACAUUUACGGCGGGCAUUCAUCGUUCCCCGCGUUCCCCUCCUUCUUGGGCCAAAACUCCAAGCGCAUGCGUCUGCAGCGCCAACUCGUGGACCUGCAGACCCGCCUGCGUCUUAGCACUACAGGCUCGAAAGACGACGUGCGCCAGUCGUACGUGCCAGGUCUGCUCUCGGUGCUCGUGGAUCCAAUUUUGCAGGCGGGUCAGGCGGCCAUCCCAGGCGUCAUCGAUACUAUGGACGAGUACUACCUCCUGCCCGAGGACCGUGAGACGCUCGUGGAGCUCGAGCUGGGCGACGUGCGGCGCGAGGACCGGCUCAAGAAGGUGCCAGCGGCCGUUAAAUCGGCUUUCACGCGCGCCUACAAUGCUCGCAGCCAGUACGUAUCCUGCACUGACUCCAGUCCGAUGGCAUUCCUGAAAACGGCGGCGCCAACGCCCAAGGGCCGCGCGAUCAAGACCGAGAUGCCCGACAACGAAGAGGCUUACGGGGCGGAUGAGGAGCCUGCCGAAGACGCAGACGACGAGGCGGAUGCCCAGGCCGACCUGGAUCCUACCAAGGAUGCGCUCCUGCGACCGGCCAAACGGCCAAAGAGCGCUGCUCGAUCUCGAGCGUCCAAGUAA